Lagenorhynchus albirostris (white-beaked dolphin) is the source of this 954-nucleotide messenger RNA. Its product is annotated as olfactory receptor 8S1-like. Gene Ontology annotation, molecular function: olfactory receptor activity; G protein-coupled receptor activity. NCBI's taxonomy places the organism in Eukaryota, Metazoa, Chordata, Mammalia, Artiodactyla, Delphinidae. The record is from RefSeq and is a predicted model, not a curated record. Gene Ontology annotation, cellular component: membrane. Gene Ontology annotation, biological process: G protein-coupled receptor signaling pathway.
AUGACGGGGGUAAAUCUUUUUAUCACUAUGGGAAACCACAGCAUGUUCAGUGAGUUUAUCCUCCUUGGGUUUUCUGUUGACCCCAACCAGAUUCUGCUCUUCAUGUUGUUUCUGAUGAUUUACCUCCUGACCCUGUUGGGGAACCUGGUAAUGUUGCUGGUUAUCAGAGUUGAUCCUCACCUCCACACACCCAUGUACUUCUUUUUGGGACAGCUCUCCUUUCUGGACCUCUGCCAUUCAUCUGUCACAGUCCCCAAGAUGCUGGAGAAUCUACUUUCUGAAAGUAAAACCAUCUUUGUAGAGAGCUGCCUGGCUCAGGCCUUCUUUGUAGUUGCCACCAGGGGCACUGAGGCCUGUCUGCUGGCUGUGAUGGCCUAUGACCGCUAUGUAGCCAUAAGCUCCCCUCUGCUCUGUGGCCAGGUGAUGAACAACCAGCUCUGUAUUGGGCUGGUGUGGGGCUCCUGGGGCCUGGCCUUUGUUGAUGCUCUCAUCAACAUCCUUCUGGCUGUCAAUUUAGACUACUGUGAGGACCAAACUCUUCCCCACUUCACCUGUGAGCUGUCUUCUCUCUUCCAUCUUGCUUGCUCUGAUACCUCCACCAAUUUCACACUCUUGCUCUGCUCUUCUGUCUUCCGUUUCUUUGGAACCUUCAUUUUAAUCUUCUUCUCUCAUAUCUGCAUUGUCUCCACCAUCCUGAGCAUCAGCUCCACCUCAGGCAGAAGCAAGGCCUUCUCUACCUGCUCUUCCCACCUCACUGCAGUGAUCCUGUUCUAUGGCUCAGGUUUCCUCAGUUAUCUCUUUGCCAACCUCAGGUUCCCCCUGGAGAUGAUCUUCCCUUUACAGUACAGUGUGAUCACUCCCAUGCUGAAUCCCCUCAUGUAUAGCCUUCAGAACAAGGAGGUGAAGGCAGCUAUGGGAAGGAUGUUAAGAAGAUAUGUUAACUUUUUCACAUAG